This is a messenger RNA of Melanotaenia boesemani (Boeseman's rainbowfish), 3691 nucleotides long. Its product is annotated as actin filament-associated protein 1-like 2. The transcript has 16 exons. The record is from RefSeq and is a predicted model, not a curated record. Bases 103 to 1914 code for a protein of 603 amino acids. Gene Ontology annotation, cellular component: cytosol. Gene Ontology annotation, molecular function: SH2 domain binding; SH3 domain binding. Lineage: Eukaryota; Metazoa; Chordata; Actinopteri; Atheriniformes; Melanotaeniidae. Gene Ontology annotation, biological process: positive regulation of interleukin-8 production; positive regulation of epidermal growth factor receptor signaling pathway; regulation of interleukin-6 production.
CUGCUCCCACAGAGCUGCCAGAGGGAGCUGAAAGGAGGAAACAGGAGGCAUUCUUCAUUGGACAUAUGAGGGGGAAGAUGAGCCGCCGCUGAGACGUCAGACAUGGACAAACAGAAAGUGCUGGCCAAGCUGAUUUGGGACCUGCAGUCCUUCCUAUCUGUUCUGGACUCAGAGAACCUGAGUUACAUCGCUCAGGCUCAGAAGAAAUCCAUCUCAGAGCUGCUGUCCAAACUACAGACUCAGGACUCUCCUGUGGAAGAUGCUGAGUACAUGAUCAUGAACUGUCCAUCAUCGUCUCCUAGCAACGAGCUGACAGAUGCACCUGGGACAGAAGGUCUCUGGUCCUCUGAGCUGGUCUCAAAUCUGGACUUUUCUGCCUGGCUGAGGACUGGGGGCCCCACAGUGCUGCCCCAUCCUCCUGGAGGUCUAGGAGAUGAUGAAGAGGAUACAUACGAGGAGGCGGAGCCUUACAUAGCUGCAGACACCACUACAACCAACACAGAGAACGCCGACUCAGACAGCAGUCACUAUGAGUCAUACGGUGAGGAGGAGGAUGAUUACGAAGGGGAGGAGCAUGUGAAGGACAGAGCUCACUAUAUCCAGUGGAGCGCCUCGCAGCCCUGCCUGAGACCCACCCCUGAAUCCCGGCUCUGUGGGUACCUGUGGAGGAGGAAGUGGCUCGGACAGUGGAGCAAACACCUCUUCAUCAUCAGGAACGACGUGCUGCUGUGUUAUAAGUGUGCUCGGGACCUGCUACCACAGCUGGAGUUGAACCUGCGUGGCUGUAAGCUUGUCUACAAGUCAAAGACCAAUGCCAGGAUCCAACACCAGCUCAAACUGAUGCUGCUGGGCUCCGACUCACUGGUGCUGGGCUACAGCAGCUUCCAGCAGGCUGACGAAUGGAGAAGGGCGAUCGAGGAGGUGAGCGUUGGAGGUGAGGUGAAGACUCGGAGCUUUUCCUCUUUAAACAAGUCAGAGCAGCUGCUGUCCUGCAGGUCCAGUACAGUCCAGACUGACUCUGAUGAGGAGAAACCUUCAGUUCACCACAGCCUCAACAAGGACAAAGGUUUCCUGAACGUGCUGAUGAACUGUCAGUGGCAAAGUUUAUUGUGUCAGGUAGAGGGAGGACUCCUCAACAUGUUUGGAGAAGAAGAGGAUAAGGAAGAGGAGGUGAAAAGAGAGCGUUCACCUCAGUACACUGUCCAGCUCAGAGGCUGUGAGGUCAAAGCUGGACCAGACACAGAACACUCCCACAGGAUCUCACUGAGCAUGCUCGGUGACCAGGUGGCUGUGCUGGAGGUCAGCUCUUCAGAGGAAAAACUGCGGUGGUUUAAUCUGCUGCAGGAUGGAGCUGCCAAUCACAGUCACCAUGACAACAAGUCACAGGAGCACACAAGUGGUGCUCUCAGUGGGCUUCAGACUCGCAGGUUUCCCACCUCCAACACCUACAUGGACGACCCCUUCAGUCUGAGUGGAGUCGACCGAGACCAGCCCGUUUACUCCAAUACUUCCGUCCUGGAGCACAUACUUCACAGCUCUCAGGAUUCGGUUCACCGCAGCUCAGUCUCGUCCAGAGACUCGGUGACCUACAGCAACCUCAGCAGCCACAACAGGAAGCCGGCUGAAGUGCAGCGAGCCGUUCAGAAGCUUGAGCUGGCUGGAAGGAGGACGAUGCCGCUCCGGGCUGGAUCAGAGACCAACCUGGCCUCUGCUGCCAAGCAAAACAAGCGCAACUCCUUCAGACAGUCCCUGGCCAUCUGCACUGAGCGCGCUCAGGUGGGCUUCCUGAACCCUCUGCUACGACGGACAGCCUCGGCUAAAAACUCUCUGAAACGAGCUCCCUCAGCGCUCUUUAUCGAACAUGGAAAGGUUUUCCAGAGGAAGAAGGAAUGGGAGACCAAAGCUGCUGCUUGACAUCAGAUCAAUAUCACAUCCAAUUAACCACCGUAGGAUUAAUACAGAUAACAUAUGCAUCGUUUUGAUCCCCUGAGGGGAAGCAGCAGGAGCUGCGCUCUGCUGUGAUUGGUAGUUAAGGUUCAGGUGGGCUAGAUCCAAUGUUUCACCAGCAGCUUGUUUUGAGCUUUGUAUUUUCAUCCUGGGCCUUCUUUCCAUCCCUUUAUUCAGUCUUUCUUAAACAACCUCGUUUUAGCUGCUGUCUCUUUAAAAAUCCCUUUCUUCUGAUUGGCCAGUUGCUGGAAGCCACUGGGAGGCAGAACAAAUGGCCACGUAAACACAUACACAAGUAGGAAAAGCAGCAGUUUCUGAAACUGAAUAUUUAGCUUACUGGAAGUCUUUGACAGACAUUUACUGCAUUAUUUUAAUUUUCAGCCACAUGAGGAUGUUAAAUUUAGACUCGAAGAGAAAAUAAGAGAAAACCAGAACAUGUUCCUGUAGCUACCAAUAACACCAAUAAAAUGCAGCCAAUAACAUAAUAACAAUAACAUGUCAAUAACUAAUAACACUUUACCAGUAAUAUAAAACAUUGUCAUGCUAUUGGUUGGUCAGUUGACUGAACAUGCAAAAAAAUCCUUUUAAAAUGUAAUAAUACAGAAACAUCUCAGAAAUACAAGAUUUUUUUUCUUUCAGUAGUUUUUCCUUCAAAAAUAGGUAUGAGCACAUACAUGGCGCGUCAUUAUUAUCUGUGUUAUUACAUAAAAAAUGGCCAAACUGAUCAUGUUAUUGGUUACUACGCCCCCUUUAAGCAGCAUCAGUAAAGCCGUCUCUGUGUUGUUGACUUUAAUAAAUAACAGUGUUGACUUGAGAAGAAAAACUUGGAAUUAGCUCCUUAUUUUGACCUGUUUUCUACUUAACUAAAACUUAAGGACUUUGUGUCUGUUGGACAUACUCUGAAAACUACGGCAGCCCUGCGGUACAUUAAACAACUAAAUUAAAGUAUUUCAGAAAUAUACACAUAUACACACACACACACAUUAAAUAAAUGUGUUUGUUUAUUUUGUUAGUAUUUGUUUGUUGGUAGAAAUAUUGUUGUCUUUCUUAUCUUGUUUUCUAAAAUGCUUUUUACUUAUUCAUCUAAAAAGUGGUUGUUUUGUGUUGUAGGGUUUAUUCCAGUGUUGUUUGGUUCGUCCCUCGUGGAUCCUGGACAUGUAUGCUGUCGUAGCGACGGUGCAGAAACACUCAGAUGACUUUUAGUUGUAUAACUGGUCUAUGGUAUAUUCAGGGAUUUACAUACAACUAAAUAACACGUUAAACAUUAAUUCAGGUCUACAUAAAAGCAGUUCACCUCUCCAUCCCUGCCAAACGGUGUCUUACCUGCAGGGUUUCAGACCGAGGAAGCACAAAGAAACGAUGAGGUGAAUUUUCUGUCCACUCGUGUCCAGACAUGUGAUCACACUCGAAAAAAGAAACUUGUGUUUAUCAUUCCACUGACAUAAUUUCACUUUCUGUUCUUCACUUGUUCAUUCAUGAAUAAUUUCUGUUUUUAUUUCCUUCUUUGUGUUUGUUUUGUUUUAAUCCCACACGGCCCGUUUCAUGACUGUGUGAUUCUAUAACUGCUGUUUUCACCAUGUACUGACCAGCAAGCGUAACUGUAGACUGUAGAUAGUAAAUGUUUAUUACCGUGACGACCACUUCUUGUAGCGUUUUAUAUUUACUGUACUUUGUACUCAGGAAAAUGUUUCUUUUUGACCAAACACUGAUCUGUAAAGAAUUAAAAUCUGAUUUUUACAAAGUA